CAAAACCACACCAUGAUUAGAAACCCGGCGCAAGGAGAUCAUAUCACGUCGAAUACUUCAUACAACGACGCCAAUGUAGCAAGGCCAAAUCAAGCCGGAAAGCUUAUAAACAACAACAACAAUAAUGAUCGUAGUACGAAGGAAAUGAUGGACGAAUUGUCGUUUCGUCUAAGAAACAUGUCCGAUAAUAAUCCCCAUCCUCAUCCUCCUCUUCCAAUAAUAGACGAUAUUGAUUCUCCAACUGAAGAUUCGGUUCAUCGUUCUGAUUCAUAUACAUCACGUAUAUUUUUUGGUGCUUCACCUUCAACACAACAAAUGUCUCCAUUAACAAGAUCCCCAUGGCAAUCUUACGUUGAAAGAUCAGCCCCGGAUUCGUCUGACACCGGCUCUAACUACACUGGUUUAAUGGCUUCCCUUGUUCGAGAAGAAGGGAAUAUAUAUUCGUUAGCUGCAACCGGUGAUUUGUUAUAUACCGGCUCGGAUAGCAAGAACAUUCGUGUUUGGAAAAACCAUAAGGAAUUUUCUUGGUUUAAAUCGAAUAGUGGUUUGGUUAAAGCCAUUGUGAUUGCGGACGAAAAAAUAUUUACUGGUCAUCAGGACGGAAAGAUUAGAGUUUGGAAAGUAUCCGUAAAGAACCCUAGUGUACAUAAAAGAAUUGGGACAUUGCCAAAUUUCAAAUCCAUUUUUAAAAAAUCCAUGAAACCAAAAAACUAUACCGAAGUUAGAGGCAACCAUAAACAAAUAUGGAUUAAACAUUAUGACGCGAUUUCUAGCCUUGCAUUGAGUGAAGAUCAAUCCCUUCUUUAUUCGGGUUCUUGGGACAAGACUAUUAAAGUUUGGAGUGUAUCAGAUUUUAAGUGUUUGGAGUCUAUAAAUGCUAACGAAGACGCUAUCAACUCGGUUGUCACAGGAUUUGAUGGUAUGGUUUUUUCAGGAUCCGCGGAUGGAACAGUUAAGGUUUGGAAAAGGGAGUAUCAAGGGAAGAGAACUAAGCAUUUUUUUAUAGACAAUUUAUUGAAGCAAGAAUGUGCCGUGACAUCUUUGGUGAUUAACGAUACCGGGACAGUGGUCUAUUGUGGUUCAUCGGAUGGUUUUUUGCAUUUUUGGGAGCGCGACAAGUUGUUGGCUCGUGGAGGGCUUUUAAAAGGACAUAGACUCGCAGUUUUGUGCUUGGUGUCAACGGGGAAUUUGGUUUUUAGCGGUUCAGCUGAUACAAACAUUUGUGUGUGGAGAAGGGAAGAAGGGGGUGAGCAUAAGUGUUUGCAUACGUUAACCGGACAUACUGGACCAGUGAAGUGUCUAGCCGUGGAGGAUGAGCGGAUGCCAGGAGCAUCACGCCAUUGUAGUAAUAGUACUACUAACAGGGUUCGGACAUUGUAUAGUGGUAGUUUGGAUAAGUCGGUAAAGAUAUGGAGGGUAUCAACACAAACCACGGAAAUGGAUCAGAACCAACAAGCACCAUUUGCGCAACACCAUCGGCCAGGUAGCUCUUCGCGACCUAGAAGCUCUUCCGGACAAAUGUUUUCACGCUUACGAGAGUGAUCAUGAG
Messenger RNA from Erigeron canadensis, 1549 nucleotides. Its product is annotated as protein JINGUBANG-like. The transcript has a single exon. Gene Ontology annotation, molecular function: protein binding. Bases 13 to 1542 code for a protein of 509 amino acids. The record is from RefSeq and is a predicted model, not a curated record. Lineage: Eukaryota; Viridiplantae; Streptophyta; Magnoliopsida; Asterales; Asteraceae.